CGAAGACGUGAACCCAAUGGAGCUUAACAUCAAGAUUGUUCCGUUCCAGUCAAUUAUGCAGGCUUGGACUCGAGCUAGACAAGAAACCUUGACAGCGACGUAUCCAAAGGCUGCCGCUAUCUAUAUCCGGGAACAGUUCGGUUCACUCGACAUUCUUGUCUAUAACGGCGGCAUCAAUCGAUCAUCUGAUCCCAACGCCACGCUGCGUGAUACUUACCGCGCAGUAUUCGAGACCAACGUCUUCGGGGUGGUUGUUGUAAUAGAUGCCUUUCUUCCUCUUCUCCGUGCUUCCAAGUAUUCUGAUCGGCGCAUCGGCGACGUGACCAGCGGCCUCGGGCAGAUUGGAAUAGCCUACUCGCCUACCUCGGAGUAUAAUGCUAAGAUCUGGGAGCUGCCAGCCUACUGAAGCAGUAAAACCGCCCUUAACAUGAUCAGUGCGGUGGAUGCGGUGCGCCUGCAGAAGGAGAAUAUUCUCUCAAUCGUAAUUUGCCCGGGUCACUGUCGAACGGACUUUGGGGGAAACUGCCGUGCCAAGUUUGCCAGGGAGGGGGCACAGCCGAUUGCCCGCACGGCAACAGAGGGGUCUCCAGAAGAACUGUCUGGGAUGGUUGUGG
Molecule: messenger RNA, 614 nt
Organism: Aspergillus vadensis CBS 113365
Lineage: Eukaryota; Fungi; Ascomycota; Eurotiomycetes; Eurotiales; Aspergillaceae
Exons: 2
Coding region: 17-406 (129 amino acids)
Cellular component (GO): membrane
Source: RefSeq, a predicted model, not a curated record